UGAUGGAGGGGCAGAUCCUGAGGGGACCUGAGCUCCGCCCGGCGGGGCUUCCCGCCCAGCAGGACUGCAGCAUUCAAGAAAAAAUAGAUUUAGAAAUUCGAAUACGAGAAGGGGUAUGGAAACUCCUUUCUCUGAGCACUCAGAAAGACCAGAUUUUGCAUGCAGUUAAGAAUCUCAUGGUGUGCAAUGCUCGAAUAAUGGCUUACACAUUGGAGCUGCAGAAAUUAGAAGAGCAGAUUGCAAAUCAAACUGGAAGAUGUGAUGUGAAUUUUGAAAGUAAAGCACGAACAGCAUGUAAGGGAAAGAUUGCCAUAUCAGAUAUUCGUAUACCACUAAUGUGGAAAGACUCUGAUCACUUCAGCAAUAAAGAACGAUCACAGCACUAUGCCAUUUUUUGUUUAUUCAAAAUGGGAGCUGAAGUUUUUGAUACUGACAUGGUGAUUGUGGAUAAAACAAUCACAGAUAUAUGUUUUGAAAAUGUGACCAUAUUUAAUGAAGCAGGGCCAGACUUUCAGAUAAAGGUGGAAGUAUAUAGUUGCUGUACAGAAGACUCUUCUAUAACCAACACACCAAAAAAAUUAGCUAAGAAACUGAAGACCUCUAUAAGCAAAGCUACAGGGAAGAAAAUAAGUUCAGUGCUUCAAGAAGAUCAUGAAAUGUGCUUGUCCUUCAGUUCUGCUAUUUAUGGUGCAAAGUACAGUUUGCUAGCUCAUACUACACUGAGCUUGGAAAGUGCUGAGAAUAGCUUCAAGACCCAUAAUCUGUCUAUUAAUGGGGAUGAAGAGUCUUCGUUUUGGCUUCCCUUAUAUGGUAACAUGUGCUGCCGAUUAGUCGCCCAACCAGCUUGUAUGGCUGAGGAUGCGUUUGCAGGAUUUCUUAAUCAGCAGCAAAUGGUAGAAGGUCUGAUUAGUUGGAGAAGGUUGUAUUGUGUUUUAAGAGGGUGUAAACUCUAUUGUUUUUACACUCCAGAAGAAAUCGAAGGUAAAGUGGAACCAGCUUUGGUAGUGUCCAUUAACAAGGAAACCAGAAUUCGGGCAAUGGAUAAGGAUAAAAAGAAAAGAAUCCAUAAUUUCUCUGUCAUCAACCCUGUUGCUGGACAAGCUACAACUCAUAUUUUUGCGGCUGACAACAGAGAAGAUCUUCAGAAGUGGAUGGAAGCCUUCUGGCAGCAUCUCUUUGAUCUUAGCCAAUGGAAGCAUUGUUGUGAAGAACUUAUGAAAAUUGAGAGUAUGUCACCACGGAAACCACCUUUGUUCUUGACAAAAGAGGCAACCUCAGUCUACCAUGAUAUGAGCAUUGAUUCACCUAUAAAACUUGAAAGUUUAACUGAUAUAAUACAAAAAAAAAUUGAACAGACAAAUGGAGAGUUCCUUAUUGGUCAGCAUGAAGAAUCCUCACCACCUCCUUGGGCCACACUCUUUGAUGGUAAUCACCAAGUUGUCAUCAAGAAAAAGGUAUUAUCUCCUGCAAGCAAGCAGUUACAUGAUGGGAAAGGGAAAAAGAGACGAGCUCCCCUUCCUCCUUCUGGUAAAGCUGCAUUCAGCUUAAAAACACAGAGCAACACGGAUCAAUUGGUUAAGGACAACUGGGAAAAAACAAGUGUAUCUCAGACCUCGCCUUUGGAUACCAAAUUAUCAACCCUAAUGCAUCACUUACAGAAACCAAUGGCUGCUCCUCGAAAACUUCUUCCUGCCAGGAAAAGUAGUUUAACUGAUGGUGAGCACACAGACACUAAAACCAAUUUUGAAGCCAAGCCAGUGCCAGCUCCACGGCAGAAAUCUAUCAAAGACAUUUUGGACCCUAGAUCAUGGUUGCAGGCACACGUGUAGAAAACCCUUAAUGUCUAAGACAUUUAACAAAAUCUGUAACUGUGAGGCUUAAUUCAGAAGCACUA
This is a messenger RNA of Balaenoptera ricei (Rice's whale), 1894 nucleotides long. It is a transcript of the gene RTKN2, whose product is annotated as rhotekin 2. The transcript is spliced from 12 exons. The record is from RefSeq and is a predicted model, not a curated record. Lineage: Eukaryota; Metazoa; Chordata; Mammalia; Artiodactyla; Balaenopteridae. Bases 3 to 1829 code for a protein of 608 amino acids. Gene Ontology annotation, biological process: hemopoiesis; positive regulation of cell population proliferation; signal transduction.